Misgurnus anguillicaudatus (oriental weatherfish) is the source of this 3350-nucleotide messenger RNA. The record is from RefSeq and is a predicted model, not a curated record. Lineage: Eukaryota; Metazoa; Chordata; Actinopteri; Cypriniformes; Cobitidae.
GCUCUGCUUUCAUUUUUUUGUUUUCUCUGUCUCAAAUAUCAGAUCUCUACAGUAAGUAUCAACUUCUCUAGUUUGGACACACAGUAUGUUAAAUGGGCUUAAACUAAACCAGUUUUCACUGGCAACGCUGUACAGGGACCUACAUUCAAGCACACAUACUUUUAUGUGACAAAAAAAAUGUGUGGGGGUCAGCAAUGACAAAAAAGUUAUAUUUGAACUUAGCAGGAUGGAUGAGAAAAAAAGAGACAACUCAUUUCCUCUUCAUUCACAAUAUCUGAUGUUGCUAUUAAUAAUAUACGGGGAGGGCAAAUAGUGACCAUAGUUUGCCUUAGCAAAAUUCAGGGAACGUAGGACAGCUUGAGAUAACCGACCACAGAGCGUGAGACCGAGCAAAGGUAGUGCCACUCAAAUGUGAAGGGUCCUAAUGUUGUGGGUUUAUGCUGAAAGGGGUGGUCUUAACAGUCAGAUACAGUAUUGUGGAAACACAGACAAGAUGUUUUCAUCAGUGGGGGGAUGGAGUGUGUUUCCGAGUUUUGACGUGUGUGCGCGCGCUUGUAUCAUGAUGUUUUACAUCGUGUUUGUCUGGUCCAGUAUCAAGGCACAUGUCUGCACUUCACACUCUUUGGCUCAGACUUUGAUUUUCUUAUCUGCUGCCUCAGGUCCCAUUGAGGCCUUUACCCUAAGGCUGAGGUUGGUCCCUACAGACACAACGGAACCCCUACUUUCAGUCACAAAAAUGGACAACAAGACGUUGGUUGUGAACUGCAGCAUGUCUGGACGGCACAACUUUAUCUUCAGGUUCAUCCCUGUGCUCUACGGAUGCAAUUUCUUCAUUGGGAUCAUCGGAAACAGCAUGGUGGUGGCCGUCAUCUAUCGCUACAUGAAGCUGAAGACGGUAGCCAACGUGUUUGUGCUAAAUCUAGCUAUUUCAGAUCUCACCUCCCUUAUCACGCUGCCAUUGUGGGCCGCCUACACGGCCAUGGGUUACCACUGGCCUUUUGGAACCUUUUUGUGCAAGGCAAGUGCCGGUCUGGUCAUGUUCAAUCUCUACACUAGCAUAUUCUUCCUGACAGCCCUUAGCAUUGAUCGAUAUCUCGCAAUAGUACACCCAGUGCGUUCUAGACGUCAGCGCACCCUCCUCUAUGCCAACCUUACUUGCGUGUUUAUAUGGGUUUUCGCUUUAGUUCUCUGCAUGCCCACAGCGCUAAGCAGGGAUGUGUAUGACAUUGACAACUCUACGUUGUGCGCCAUUUGGCACCACAGUGAGCGAAUCCACUUGCUUGUUACCCUUAGCGUGCUAAAGAGCGUGCUAGGGUUUCUUGUGCCUUUCCUUAUAAUCAUUACCUGCUAUUGCCUUAUCGGUCAGGCCCUUCUGGAUUCUCAGGGACUGCUGAGAAAGAACGUUCGCUCUCGGGAAGACGAGACUCUACGCAUGCUAGCCGCUGCCGUGCUGGCUUUCUUUAUUUGUUGGGCUCCUCACCAAGCUUUCCACUUUAUGGAACUGCUGGCCAUGCUUCACGUGGUGACAAAGUGUCAAAUUCUUGAUAUUAUUGACACCGCUAUUCCAUGUACAAUCUGCAUUUCCUACCUGAACUGUUGCGUCAACCCCAUCCUCUAUGGUUUUGUUGGACACAACUUUCGAAAGAACUUACUGAGGUUGCUGGGUUGUGGCUCUGGUCCAGCAAGCGGAGUAUUAGCUCAAAGUUAAAUAUACAUUCUUACUGCAUCUCCGGACUGCUCAGCCCAAAAUGGCUGAUGCAAGAAAGAUUCAAUAUACUGAUAAGAUGUCUUCGGUGCAAGAUAUAGCUUUAAAUAUUCAUAGUUAUACCAUAGUGGUUAUUGCUAGUAAAACUUACCAUGUUAGAAACUAGUUCACAAUGGUGUCUGUUAUAGCUCCUCAUGUGGCAAUGUUGAGAGUGCAAAGCGUACAAUGCAUUCUGAAUUGCAGUCUGAACUAUGACAAAAUGCACAAAAUUGGGCCUCAUGUAGUUAUGUAGAGUAGUAACUGAAGCUUAUGAAUAGUAUGAGUUCUGUACAUGAGUUCUGUUCUGAAACACGAUUAUUUCCUCCUUAUGCAAACCUUGUGCAUGCAAAAGGUCGCUGGAAAACAGGCCAAUCUCAACAUAACACCAACUGUGACAUUACAGUCGUAAUGUACGCCCCAACAUUAAAUUACACUUUAAAUUAAUUCAAUGUUGUUACAAUACUAAAAACAAAGUUGUGACUGCUGAGUUCUAAGUGACCUCUAUAUGUUAUUUCUUGUUAUAUGCUAGCGUUAAUGCUGAAGAAGUAUUGACUUUCAGUUACAUUUUGCAGGCGCAUACUGAAAAAAAACUUACUAAUUCAUGAAUAUCAGUCAUGUGACCUUUUAUGUCAUUCCAGUUGCCUGCCGCCAUCUUGAGUACCUACCGAGUACCAGUCGGCUUCUGACAAGCAUUGGCUAGCUUGCUACAAUUUACAGACUUCUUAUCUUUUACUCUCUAUGAUUCUUACAGAUAUGAGAAAUGGCUACAAAAGACAACAUUUCGCACCUCGACUGUCAUGAAAAGAAACGCUACUUUAAAAAAAUUAUCUUGGAUAGGGUGGUGAUGCCUACUCGAUCCCUGAUGCGUUCUUCCACCCGCUGUCCGCUGCUACCAAACUACCACUAUUUUUACAACACUAAGAAGGCGCAAAACUAGUGUUGCAGUCAAGACCACCUAAACCGAGACCAAGUCAUGACCAAGACCAAGGCCGUUUCUCAAUAUGCGUUCUUGUCUGUACUUGUGGUCUUGUGGACUUGUGAAACGUCAUCAGUCGCGGACCAAGUACUGUUGCAAAUCAAAGUUCGCAUCAAGCCCAAGUUCACAUAAAAUCCCCGGAUGUGUUCUUGAUCCACCCAUUUUAUCAAGGAUGCAUCAGAGGAGACUUGUGUGGACUUAUGACAGCGAAGUUUCCCAGAAUGCAUUUCGCGUCAGGAGUUCGUUCUUCCGAGUCUGUACUUGCAAGUUCGAACUACGAAGGACACAAGUCCGAGUUUGGCGUACUUGGUAUUGAGAAACGGCUCAAGACAGGCCGAGACCAAGUCAAGACCAAGACCAUUGCAAGUCACUGCAUUAAAACACUUAUGAUAAAAUGUGGAAUAUGCAUAUGAUUAGGCACUUCUUGUCUGUAUGCCUGUGUGUGUGUGUGUGUUUGUGUGUGUGUGUGUGUGUGUGUGUGUGUGUGUGUGUGUGUAUGCCAUCAGAGAAGUUGAUAAAAUAAUCAAAGGCAUUGCAGAUAUGAGUGGUGAUGGCGCAGUGGAUAAGACACACGCCUUUGUUGUGAGAGACCCGAGUUCGAAUCCACUGUGACACACCAUUGUGUCCCUG